This is a messenger RNA of Nicotiana tabacum (common tobacco), 912 nucleotides long. The record is from RefSeq and is a predicted model, not a curated record. Lineage: Eukaryota; Viridiplantae; Streptophyta; Magnoliopsida; Solanales; Solanaceae.
AUGGUGGUACGAGAGUUUUCCGAUGUAUUUUCUGCCAAUAUAACAAGUAUGCCACUAGAUCAGGACAUCGAUUUCGGCAUUGAUUUGGUGCUAGAAACCCACCCUAUCUCCACUUUGUCUUAUCACAUGGUUCUAAAGGAGCUGGGGGAGUUAAAGGAGCAGCUUCAAGAGUUGCUUGAGAAGGGGUUCAUCAGGCCAACUGUGUUGCCUUCGGGCAUACCAGUGUUAUUUGUGAAGAAUAAAUCAGGGACGUAUACUGUGUAUUGCGAUGCUUCACACAUCUUGGAUGAUGUAUUGAUGCAGGAGGGGCGGGUUAUUACAUAUGCUUCACUUCAGCUAAAUCACAACGAGAAGAAUUACCCUGUGCAUGAUUUGGAGUUGGACGUAAAGAAUUAUCUUUACGGGGUGUCUUACGAGGUUUACACCGAUCAUCGUAGUUUGCAAUAUUUAUUUAACCAGAGGGAUCUUAAUCUGAGGCAGCGCAGGUGGCUUGAGUUACUGAAGGAUUAUGUUAUUAUUAUCCUUUAUCAUCCGGCCAAGGCUAAUGUGGUCGCAGAUGCCUUAGGCAGAAAGGCUGAGAGUUUGGGUAGUUUGUUCAUAGCCAACCGACUUGUGAGGUUGGAUAUCUCUGAGCCCAGUCGAGUUCAUGCACGUGUGGUGGAUCAAUCUUCUUUUUCCGAGCAGAUCAAGGCUUGCCAGUAUGAUGAUCUACACUUGUUAGUCCUUAGAGAGACGGUACUACGGGGUGAUGCCAAAGUGGUUACUAUCUAUGUUAAUGAUGUUCUACGACUCCAGGGUCGCUUAUGUGUUCCUAAUGUUGAUGAUCUGAGGGAGACAAUUCUAGAUGAGGCACACAGUUCCGGGUAUUCUAAUCAUCCAGGUGCUACAAAGAUAUAUCGUGACCUGAGGUAG